Messenger RNA from Fusarium musae, 546 nucleotides. RefSeq lists its product as uncharacterized. The transcript has 4 exons. The coding region runs from base 1 to 546 and encodes 181 amino acids. The record is from RefSeq and is a predicted model, not a curated record. Lineage: Eukaryota; Fungi; Ascomycota; Sordariomycetes; Hypocreales; Nectriaceae.
AUGCCGAAAAUCUCGAGCGGAUGGACUUCUCCUCUCAAUCCACUCAAUCCCGAGUUCUGGCAGUCGUUCAAGCAGACCUUUGAGUCUGAUUUACAAGUGCUCCGCGAUCACAGCAAGAAUGUCAACAAGGAGAUUAGAAUUGCAACAGAUCAGUUCCAGAAUCGGAGCAACGAGCUCCAAAGGAUAGAGAACGAACAAGCUGAACACUCCAGGCGAUCGCUAAGUCGCUUUAUGUCCCGCACCCGGGAUGAUUUCGACAGAGUGCAUAGGUUGCAGAUGCUGAGAAGUGAGGAGUUAGGGAGGGAAAAUAACCAAAAGCUUCUCGACUCUUUAUCUUCUUAUGACUACAUUAAGCCUCUGAAACUGGCUCGUCAGAAGCGAUACCCCAAAUCAGCAGAAUGGAUCUUUAGUACAGACGAGUUCCAACGCUGGGUCGAUGGGACUACACCGGUUUGCUCUGGUGUUAUGGAAAAAUGGGUUCGGGAAAGUCAAUCCCCUGGCUGCAAUCUAGGCGAGGGAAAUGCCUCCGCCCAGCUUGAGCCUUGA